Chanos chanos (milkfish) is the source of this 1344-nucleotide messenger RNA. RefSeq names its product ring finger and CHY zinc finger domain containing 1 (gene rchy1). Lineage: Eukaryota; Metazoa; Chordata; Actinopteri; Gonorynchiformes; Chanidae. The record is from RefSeq and is a predicted model, not a curated record. Gene Ontology annotation, biological process: ubiquitin-dependent protein catabolic process; protein ubiquitination. The transcript is spliced from 9 exons. Gene Ontology annotation, molecular function: ubiquitin protein ligase activity; zinc ion binding. The coding region runs from base 5 to 769 and encodes 254 amino acids. Gene Ontology annotation, cellular component: nucleus.
AAGUAUGGCCGCUACCGAGUCAGGAUGCGAUCAUUAUGUACGCAAUUGUUCUCUGAAAGCACCAUGCUGUGGGAAGUUUUAUGUGUGUCGGCUGUGUCACGAUGAAGAAGAGUCUCAUCAGAUGGACCGUUUCCACGUGAAGGAAGUGAGAUGUGGCGUCUGUAGCACAGUCCAGGAGGUGCAACAGUGGUGCCAAGAGUGCGGUAUUAAAUUUGGGGAAUAUUACUGCCAUAUCUGCCAUCUGUUUGACAAAGACAAGAAACAGUACCAUUGCCAGCCCUGUGGGAUAUGUAGGAUUGGUCCAAGAGAGAAGUACUUCCAUUGUUUGAAAUGCAAUCUGUGCUUAGCCCGUGACCUACAAGGGAACCACAAGUGUGUUGAGAAUGUGUCAAGACAGAACUGCCCGGUCUGUAUGGAUGAUAUCCACACAUCCAGGAUAGGAGCACAUGUUCUUCCCUGCGGUCAUCUCCUGCACAAAACUUGCUUUGAGAACAUGUGCACAACUGGAGUUUACCGAUGUCCUCUCUGCAUGCACUCGGCGCUAAACAUGGAAGAAUUCUGGGAACAGCGAGAUGAGGAGAUCGCUCAGUCUCCCAUGCCCAGCGAGUACCAGGAUGCCACUGUGAAGAUCAUCUGUAAUGACUGCCAGGCCAGGGCCACGGUGCCCUUCCAUGUGCUGGGGAUGAAGUGCAUCAGCUGUGGCUCCUAUAACACAGCUCAGAACAGCGGCCUCAUCCAGUCGCUGCCUCCCGACGACCAGCCAGAGUGAUACCAUGGCAACACGACGACCAGCCGGGGUGAUGCCAUGGCAACACGAUGACCAGCCAGAGUGAUGCCAUAGCAACACGAGGACCAGCCAGGGUGAUGCCAUGGCAACACGACGACCAGCCGGGUGAUGCCAUGGCAACACGACGACCAGCCGGGUGAUGCCAUGGCAACACGACGACCAGCCGCGUGAUGCCAUGGCAACACGACAACCAGCCGGGUGAUGCCAUGGCAACAUGACGACCAGCCAGAGUGAUACCAUGGCAACACGACGACCAGCCAGAAUGAUGCCAUAGCAACACGAGGACCAGCCGGGGUGAUGCCAUGGCAACGCGACGACCAGCCAGAGUGAUGCCAUGGCAACACGACGACCGGCCGGAGUUCUGCCUUUUCUGAGCAGUGCACUGGCUCCCAACAAGAAACCUCAAGAUGACCAGUCUGUGAUUAACCAGCACUACUGCAUUCAACCAUUCACAACUCUCAAAUGCUUUGUGCUAAUGUAGUUUAAAAAUCAAUACCAGUGAAGCUUAAGCAGCCAAAAUGAAUUUGAUUGACACUUUUUCCAUUUGUACAUUGACA